Molecule: messenger RNA, 306 nt
Organism: Hyaloscypha bicolor E
Lineage: Eukaryota; Fungi; Ascomycota; Leotiomycetes; Helotiales; Hyaloscyphaceae
Product: WD40 repeat-like protein
Exons: 1
Biological process (GO): negative regulation of transcription by RNA polymerase II
Cellular component (GO): nucleus; transcription repressor complex
Molecular function (GO): protein binding
Source: RefSeq, a predicted model, not a curated record
AUCGUAUCUUGCUCCUAUAACAAGACAGUCCGGCUCUGGGACGCCAUUACAGGAGCGGUGCUACAGACGCUCGAGGGCCAUAGAAGCAGGGUCUGGUCAGCUGCCUUCUCGCCGGACGGUAAGCAGGUCGUAUCUGGCUCAGACGAUAAGACGGUCCGGCUCUGGGACGCUAUUACAGGAGUGGCGCUGCAGACGCUCGAGGGCCAUAGAGGCACUGUCUACUCAGCCGCCUUCUUUCCGGGCGGCAAGCAGAUCGUAUCUGGCUCGGACGAUAAGACGGUCCGGCUCUGGGACGCCGUUAUAGGA